ACGGCAUGUUGGGUUGCUACAACCAACAUGGAAUCACUCACCUGAUCUUCUUUGAUUGGUUGGAUGUCGAGGAAUCGACAAUGGGACCUGUAUACAUCUCCGGUUAAAAAUCACUCACGCGCAUUUUCACCUGUUAUCAAUUAUGGACCAUCCCAUAUUCAAAUGAUCCAUCCACAGUUUGAUCGACAUCCGUUAACUCCCUUCACCAAAUUCAAAAUGAUGCUUAUUUGUAAUGCAUGAUUUAAAAUAGAAGUCAGGUAAUAUAAGAUAAGUGGGUUCCUGUAGAAUCUAUUAUCUGACAGAAAGAAAAUCAAACCUCCUCCAAACCCAGAUCAAGAAAUAUGGGAUAAAUAAGAUAACGAAAAAAAUAUAUUAUUUUACUUGACACAAUCUUUUGGUAGAUAAAGAAACAGCCGGCCACGUGGCAAAAACAUGGGUACUCUUUAAGUACCACCACAAGAUCCUGACCGUAGAAAACCGAAUCUGAGGCGCAGAGUUCAAACAUUGAAAAGGGUAAAUAAAAUAUAUUCCAACGGUCGAAUUGGAUUCACCCCAUUUUAAUAGGAUACGCCUGUCUGUCUGUGCGAGAGAGAGAGAGAAAUGAGGCAGAGAAGAAAGAUUGGAUCAGAAAUCCCAGAAACCCUAAUCGUGGAGGAGAAAGAAGCAGAAGAAGGACGAUUCUUCGCAUGCUAUCUGUUGACCUCUCGCAGCCCCCGCUACAAAGGCCACACCUAUAUUGGAUUCACAGUGAACCCACGGCGUCGUAUAAGACAGCACAAUGGUGAAAUAGGGCAAGGUGCUUGGAGAACGAAGCGGAAGCGUCCAUGGGAGAUGGUCUUGUGCAUCUAUGGUUUCCCAACUAACGUUUCUGCUCUCCAGUUUGAAUGGGCAUGGCAGAACCCAACUGUAUCAAAGGCAGUUAGGCAGGCUGCUGCAAGCUUUAAAUCCCUUGGGGGGCUUGUCAGUAAGAUCAAACUCGCAUACACCAUGCUCACCCUCCCUCCUUGGCAGAGCUUGAACAUCACUGUAAACUUCUUUUCAACCCAGUACACCAAACAUUCUGCUGGUUGUCCACGCCUUCCGGAACAGAUGAAGGUCAAAGUCUGCUCCAUGGAUGAGCUUCUUUCAUGUACUAAACUAUCUGAUGACCUUUUGGAAAAUGAAGAUGAGUGGUGUAAUGAAAGGGAAUUUGAUGAAGAUAUGAAUACCAGUACACUACACGAUGAAACAAUAUCGGACUUCAUGGGUCAUAAUUCAGCAGAUAAUCAGCAGAGUGAUAGUGGCAAUAGAAUGAAUGAAGUAUAUGGAUGCAGUAAAGAAGUAGGAGAAGAUGAGUGGUAUAAUGGAAGAGAAUGUGAUGAAGCUAUGAAUGAUGGUACAUUACAGGAAGAAACAUUAUCUGAUCUUAUAGUUCAAAGUUCAGCGGAUGAUCAGCAGGAUAAUACCAGCAAGACAAUUAACAAAGCACAUCGAGGCAGUCAAGAAGUAGGAGAGGAUUGUACAGAGCAAUUUGGUUUGAUCGCAUCGCCAGUGAGAACACCAUCUUCAAAUGUCACUACCUCAUUUGACACAGAAGUAACUAAAGAUAUAGGAUCUGCUGAUGCCAUUAGUGUUAAAUUGGGUCGACCUGCAAUGGAACAAUUGACAACUAUAGUUGCAGACCACCAGUCGCCCAGCAGAAGCUAUCUCCGGCCUUGUGGAGCUGAGGUAAUAGAUUUGACAACCCCAGCUCCCCUAUGCAGAAGCCAUUUAUGUGGCAAGAAGAGAGUUGCUCCUGUUUAUCCUCAGAUUAUUGACUUGACUAAGUCUCCCAAUUUCAUCCAACUAUAGAAGGACUUGGACAUGUAUACUACAACAACCAAACCAAACAAGUUUAUAUAUGUUUGAUGAUUUUAUGGUUUGGUCGAAUAAUUUAGAGGAAUUUAUUGUCAUCUUUGCCUGAUGGCACAUUGUAAUCACAAUAGUAAUAGCCUUCUGGUUCAA
This is a messenger RNA of Prunus avium (sweet cherry), 1983 nucleotides long. RefSeq lists its product as uncharacterized. Gene Ontology annotation, molecular function: crossover junction DNA endonuclease activity; 5'-flap endonuclease activity. The record is from RefSeq and is a predicted model, not a curated record. NCBI's taxonomy places the organism in Eukaryota, Viridiplantae, Streptophyta, Magnoliopsida, Rosales, Rosaceae. Gene Ontology annotation, biological process: double-strand break repair via homologous recombination. Gene Ontology annotation, cellular component: Slx1-Slx4 complex.